UUUUUUUGUUACUCAAAGAUGAAUGAGUUCUCAUUUCAAGAGGUUCAUUUGGCAGCAGCUACUUUGUCUCAUGGACUCCCUGGAGGAUGGGAAUCACACUGCUGUGACGGAGUUCAUCUUACUGGGCUUAACAGAUGAUCCGGUUCUCCGAGUCAUCCUCUUCAUGAUCAUCCUAUGCAUCUACCUGGUGACCAUAUCUGGGAAUCUGAGUACAAUAAUUCUUAUCAGAAUCUCUUCUCAGCUCCAUCAUCCUAUGUACUUUUUUCUGAGUCACUUGGCUUUUGCUGACAUGGUCUAUUCAUCUUCUGUCACACCCAACAUGCUUGUAAACUUCCUGGUGGAGAGAAAUACAAUCUCUUACCUUGGAUGUGCUAUCCAGCUUAGUUCAGCAUUUUUCUUUGGGACAGUCGAAUGCUUCCUUCUUGCUGCCAUGGCCUUUGAUCGCUUUGUGGCAAUCUGCAGCCCACUGCUUUAUUCAACCAAAAUGUCCACACAAGUCUGUGUCCAGCUACUCAUAGUGGCUUAUAUCGGUGGCUUUCUUAAUGCUUCCUCCUCUACCUUUUCCUUCCUUUCUUUAUUCUUCUGUGGACCAAAUCAAGUCAAUCAUUUUUUCUGUGAUUUUACUCCUUUACUUGAACUCUCCUGUUCUGAUACCAAUAUCCCUGCAGUCAUUCCCUCAUUUUCUGCUGGCUCCAUCAUUGUGGUCACUGUGUGUGUCAUAGCCGUCUCCUACAUCUACAUCCUCAUCACCAUCCUGAAGUUGCGUUCCACUGAGGGGCGCCAUAAAGCCUUCUCUACCUGCACCUCCCACCUCACAGCGGUCACUCUCUUCUAUGGGACCAUUACCUUCAUUUACGUGAUGCCCAAGUCCAGCUACUCAACUGACCAGAACAAAGUGGUGUCUGUGUUCUACAUGGUGGUGAUUCCCAUGGUGAACCCCCUGAUCUACAGCCUCAGGAACAAGGAGAUUAAAGGGGCUCUGAGGAGAGAGCUUAAAAAUAUUUUCUAGCGAUGUCUGUUCUUUUUAUAAUGGUUGACACAGUAAUGUUCCAUAAAUAAAAUAACAAAAGAAAUUGAAUGUCUGAAAUAUAGCUAGUCAUAUAUUAUGACCAGCAUGGAGCUUUUGUUAGUAGUGAGUGAAUUUUCAGCUACCAACUAGUAAAUCAGAGGCACAUAUUAAAUUACCUCUAUAAAAUUAAGUUAAAUUUUAAUUUAAAAAUCAAGUGUUUUUAUAUUUAAAAAAUAUACAAUCUAUUGAAAAUUCUUUUUAAGUUAUAUUUUUUGAAAGAAGUUAUCUGCUGUAAUAUGACUUGAAGACAUAUGAACUAAAGAGACAAGUCAUCUGCUCCCUACACACCUAACAGAUACUGUUGAUACAGGGGUAAGAAAACUUUAGUAAACACUUUUAUUUAUAAAUGGGGAAUACAGGAGUCACAUAGCAAUCACUAUCCCAUAACAUUUACAAAAUUCAACUGGAUACAAAUUGCUAUUUUCUUGAUCAUGGCCCAGACAUGCUCCCUGUUAAUAGGUUCUUUCUCUCUUGGCUCUGCCCUCUGGGCUUUUGGUUCUAUCCUCCGAAUCAUCCUUCCUUUUCCACAAAGUAAAAUAAAAUAUAUUAUAGCUGAAUAGUCUGGAUAAUUGAAGAGAAUUUAAUAGAGACUAUAAAAUUGUGGGCAGAGUUUAGGAAAAACUUCAAAGGUAAUGCCAUACCUCCGGGAUCGUGAUCUGCUGAAAACCUGGAGGGCAAAAGGUGCGGGCAGUUACUAGAACCUGGAGAGCUGUAAUGAGAGGACUACCUGUCAGGAGCUGUGGCAUUUGGUGGAAGGUCACAGACAACCCAGGUGACCCAGAAGCAGAAGAGUCAGAGAAGUACCUAAGCCUCUGUCUCCUCUGCCAGUGUCUCCCAGAAAUCAGAGACAAGGGAGUCUGUUGAUGCAGUCCACAUAGGUCAGUCUCUUGGGAUUAUAUCAAGGUGGAAAUGGGUAGAACACUGUGGGCUUCUCCAACCACAGUCGAAUGAAAGUAGAAAUUAAUUCAAGAGGAAUUUUGGAAACUAUACAAAUACAUGGAAAUUAAGCAAUAUGCUUCUGAGUAACCAGUGGAUCAAUGAAGAAAUUAAGAAAGAAUUUGAGAAAUUUCUUGAAACAAAUGAUAAUGGAAACACAACACAUCAAAAUAUAUGAGAUAUAGCAAAAGUACUAUUAAGAAGGAAGUUUAUGGCUAUAAGUGCCUACAGCAAAAAAGAGAAAAAAACUUCAAAUAAACAAUCUAGCAAUGAAUCUUAAAGAACUAGAAAAGGAAGAGCAAACCCAAUGGUAAAUUAGCAGAAGAAAAGAAAUAAUAAUAAUUAAAACAGAAAUAAAUGAAAUAGAAAUGAAGAAAACACCACAAAAGAUCAAUGAAAUGAAAAGCUUGUUUUCUGUUUUUUUUUUUGUUAUUGCAUUUUAGGUUUUGGGGUACAUGUGAAGAACAUGCAAGAUAGUUGCAUAGGUACACAUGUGGCAGUGUGAUUUGCUGCCUUCCUCCCCUUCACCUAUAUCUGGCAUUUCUCUCCAUGCUAUCUCUCCCCAACUCCCCACUCCCCGCUGUUCUUCCCCUAUUCCCCCCAACAGACCCCAGUGUGUAGUGCUCCCCUCCCUGUGUCCAUGUGUUCUCAUUGUCCAACACCCGCCUAUGAGUGAGAACAUGCGGUAUUUCAUUUUUGAAAAGUUUGUUUUUUGAAAAGUUAACUGCAGCCUCAACCUCCUGGCUUCCAGUGAUCCUCCUGUCUCAGCCUCCUGAGUAGCUGGGACUACAGGCAUACAUCACCAUACUGGGCUGAUUUUUAAAUUUUUUGUAGAGAUGAGGUUUUACCAUGUUGUCCAGGCAGGUCUCAAACUCCUGGUCUCGAGCAAUUUGCCCACCCUGGCCUCCUAAUAUUUCUUUUAAUAGGUACAAUGUCUCACUCUGUCACCCAGGCUGGGGUGCAGUGGUAUGGUCAUAGCUCACUGCAGCUUUGACCUCCAGGGCUCAAGUGAUCUUCCUGCUUCAGCUUCUCAAGUAGCUGGGACCACAGGUGUGCAUGACUAACACACACCAAACCAUGCCUGACUAACAAAAUGUGAUACUCCAUACAAUGGAAUAUUAGUCAACCUUUAAAAGAAUAAAAUUCUGAUGCAUGUUACAAAAUGGAUGAACCCUAAGAGCAUUAUGUUAAGUCAAAGAAGCCAGUCACAAAAGACCACAUGUUAUAAGAUCCCAUUCAUAUAAAAUGUCCAGAAUAGGAAAAUCCAUAAGCUUGGGAAGAUUCAUGUUUGCCAGGGGCUGGCAGGAGGUUGGAGUUGAAAGACGGGAAAUGACUGCUAAUGGAUACAGGGCUUUUUGGAGUGACACAAAUAUUCUUAAAUUACAUAGUGGCGGUGAUUGCACAAGUGUGAAUAAACUAAGUACCACUGAAUUAUAUAAAAGGCAAAAAAAAAGAAAGAAAAAAAAUGUGGUACAUAUACACAAUGGAGUACUAUUCAGCCACAGAAAAGAAUGAGAUGCUGUCAUUUGCAACAACAUGAAUAGAACUGGAGAUCACUGUUAAGUGAAAUUAUCCAGGCACAGAAAGAGGAAACAUUGCAAGUUCUCACUUGCUUGUGGGAGUUAAAAAUCGAAACGAUUGAACUCAUGGAGAUAGAGAAUAGAAGGAUGAUUACCAGAGGCUGGGAGGAGUAGUGGAGGGCUGGUGGGGGAGGUGGGGAUGGUUAAUGGGUACAAAGAAAGGAUGAAUAAGACAUAUUAUUUAAUGGCACAAAAGGGUGACUAUAGUCAAUGAUAACUUAAUUGUACAUUUUAAAAUAAUGAGUGCAAUUGGAUUGUUUGUAACACAAAAGAUAUAUGCUUGAGGGAAUGGAUACCCAAUUCUCCAUAUAAUUAUUUCUCAUGUAGUCUGUAAAUAUAUGCACUUACUAUUUACCCCACAAAAUUAAAAAAUUAAAAAUAAACUAUUCUCCAAUGUA
This is a messenger RNA of Callithrix jacchus (white-tufted-ear marmoset), 3983 nucleotides long. Its product is annotated as olfactory receptor 5P76. Gene Ontology annotation, biological process: G protein-coupled receptor signaling pathway. Gene Ontology annotation, molecular function: G protein-coupled receptor activity; olfactory receptor activity. Gene Ontology annotation, cellular component: membrane. The record is from RefSeq and is a predicted model, not a curated record. Lineage: Eukaryota; Metazoa; Chordata; Mammalia; Primates; Cebidae.